Habropoda laboriosa is the source of this 1969-nucleotide messenger RNA. RefSeq names its product ATP-dependent RNA helicase abstrakt (gene abs). NCBI's taxonomy places the organism in Eukaryota, Metazoa, Arthropoda, Insecta, Hymenoptera, Apidae. Gene Ontology annotation, cellular component: spliceosomal complex. Bases 1 to 1875 code for a protein of 624 amino acids. The record is from RefSeq and is a predicted model, not a curated record. The transcript has 9 exons. Gene Ontology annotation, molecular function: RNA helicase activity; ATP binding; RNA binding. Gene Ontology annotation, biological process: mRNA splicing, via spliceosome.
AUGGCACAAGAUAAACAGGAUUCACGAAAGAAGUACAGAAGAGAUGAGGAAAAGGAAACCAGUCUUGUGGAGCCAGAUGAUAGUUACGUUCCCUAUGUACCAGUUAAAGAACGCAAAAAACAUCAGCUAGCUAAGCUUGGUAAACUUGGACAGCUUAAAGAUGAAGCUGCUGCUGGUAUCAUGGGAAAAAGUAGCAGUGAAAAUGAAAGGGAUGAUGGUGAUGAUGAUGAUGGACAAGUGUGGGGAAGAAAGUCAAACAUUUCCCUUUUAGAUCAGCAUACCGAAUUAAAAAAAUUAGCAGAAGCUAAGAAGGAAAGUGCUAUGGAGAAGCAAUUGAAAGAAGAAGAAAAGAUUCUAGAGAGUGUAGCAGAAAAUAAAGCUUUAAUGGGUGUAGCAGAAUUAGCAAAGGGUAUUCAGUAUGAGGAUCCAAUAAAGACCAGUUGGAGGCCUCCAAGAGCAGUGCUUGCUUUUGGUGAAGCCAGGCAUGAAAGAAUUAGAAGAAAGAUGAGAAUUUUAGUUGAAGGAGAUGAUGUUCCACCACCAUUGAAAAGUUUUAAAGAAAUGAAAUUUCACAGAGGUAUAUUAAAUGGUUUGGAACAAAAGGGUAUUGUUAAACCAACGCCAAUUCAAGUUCAAGGGAUACCUACAGUAUUAUCUGGUCGUGAUAUGAUAGGCAUUGCUUUUACUGGCAGUGGUAAAACAUUGGUAUUUGUUUUACCUGUAAUUAUGUUCUGCCUAGAGCAAGAAGUAGCUAUGCCAUUUGUAAGAAAUGAAGGACCGUAUGGUUUAAUAAUUUGUCCGUCACGAGAAUUAGCGAAACAAACGUACGAUAUCAUUCGACAUUAUACGAGCACUUUACGGCAAGCAGGAUGUCCCGAAAUACGUAGUUGUUUAGCAAUUGGAGGCGUGCCUGUAUCGGAAUCUUUAGAAGUUAUUAACAAGGGAGUACAUAUCAUGGUAGCAACACCUGGAAGAUUAAUGGAUAUGUUGGAUAAAAAGAUGGUUAAACUUAGCGUGUGUCGUUAUCUUUGUAUGGACGAAGCGGAUCGUAUGAUUGACAUGGGUUUCGAAGAAGACGUGAGAACAAUUUUUUCGUUCUUCAGGGGUCAAAGGCAAACGUUGCUAUUUUCUGCGACUAUGCCAAAGAAAAUUCAGAAUUUUGCUCGUUCCGCUCUAGUAAAACCUGUGACGAUUAAUGUCGGUCGCGCAGGUGCAGCAUCCAUGAACGUGGUACAAGAAGUUGAAUAUGUCAAGCAAGAGGCUAAAAUCGUCUAUCUUUUGGAGUGUUUGCAGAAAACUCCACCGCCUGUACUUAUAUUUGCCGAGAAGAAACAAGAUGUGGAUGCUAUUCAUGAAUAUCUAUUAUUAAAGGGUGUUGAAGCUGUAGCGAUACACGGUGGAAAAGAUCAGGAAGAAAGAUCCCGAUCUGUGGAAGCUUUUCGCGAAGGUAGAAAGGAUGUAUUAGUUGCAACAGAUGUUGCUUCCAAAGGUCUCGACUUCGCAGACGUGCAACACGUUAUAAAUUACGACAUGCCAGAUGAUGUUGAAAAUUAUGUACAUAGAAUUGGAAGAACUGGUCGUUCUGGACGAACUGGAAUAGCGACGACGUUUAUUAACAAAGCAAACGACGAAUCCGUAUUGUUGGAUCUUAAACAUUUGUUAAUGGAGGCGAAACAAAAGGUUCCACCGUUCUUGUUGGAGCUUUGCUCCGAAAACGAGAAAUAUCUCAAUUUGGGAGACGAGCGUGGAUGCAGUUAUUGCGGUGGUCUUGGUCACAGAAUCACAGAGUGUCCUAAACUGGAAGCUAUCCAAAACAAACAGGCAUCCAAUAUCGGACGCCGUGAUUACUUGGCUAGCAAUGCUGCUGACUAUUAAAAGUGUCACUUCGAGCGGGAAUACUUGUACAUAUAUUUGUGAAAAUAAUGUUCCUUUUUAUUUGUUCUUCUUACAAAAUAUUAAUUUUGUAAAU